AUGCGAUGUUCGCUUCCUAACAUUGACGUCGGAAAAUGGGAGUUUUCCGCAAAGGCUACAGCAACAAAAACAAUUGGCGACCGAUGCCGUUCUGCACGAAUAAACCAAUCAAUAUUAAAUAGUCUAUAUAACCUCGAUGAUGAACAAGUCAAGAACAUUCGAGUACCUUUUUUACAAUUUGCUGGCACGAACGGACAAUUGUUGAUUGAAGAUUUGGUGGAAGGCUUUUAUAUCGUUUUUCCCGGACCCAAGUUUGAAUCGCCAACGAAACUUAAGAGUAUUGAAAAGCUGAAGACAUGCAUCAGUAUCAUUAAAUCGGUCAUGGAUAUGUAUGUGAAAACAUGCGAGACCAUAGAAAAUGUAGAGACAACACAUAACGAGUUUGACGAUAUUUUUGAUGAUGAUAAUGAUAAGGUCAAGCCGCUUACUCAUACUAAAUACAAUUAUAUUUGUAAACCGUGGUGGACUCCCAAGAAAAGUACUAAUCCAUAA
Messenger RNA from Paraglomus occultum, 492 nucleotides. The record is from the annotation of a GenBank genome assembly. NCBI's taxonomy places the organism in Eukaryota, Fungi, Glomeromycota, Glomeromycetes, Paraglomerales, Paraglomeraceae.